AUGCGCAAACUAAUUAUUCUGUGUCUUCUUGUAUUUGUCUUUGUAGCUGUCGCAGCUCUCUCCGUUGAUGGAGCUUUAAACGCCUACCUCAACGGUGGAAAAGGCGUCACAUUGGCAGUCAAAGGCAAAGGUAAAGGUAAAGGAAAAGGCAAAGGCCCUGGCAAAGGUAAAGGAAAGGGUAAAGGAAAGAGCUUGGGAAAGAAAGGAAAGCAUCAUGGUAAAGGAAAGAAAGGAAAGAAAGGUAAGAAAAAACAUACGAGCAAGAAGAGCCACAAGAAGUCUCAUACAAGAAAAUGCCUAUCCAAACCAUGUGCUAUUCGUUGUAGUAGCGGUUUGAUGAAAAGCAAGCGAGGAUGUCAACUCUGCAAGUGUUGUCCUCCUGUGUUGUGCAAGAUGUAUUGUCGUAAAGGAUUUGCCACAGGCAAGAAUGGAUGCAAGAUCUGCAAAUGCCAGAAAUAA
Molecule: messenger RNA, 459 nt
Organism: Naegleria lovaniensis
Lineage: Eukaryota; Heterolobosea; Eutetramitea; Acrasida; Naegleriidae
Exons: 1
Coding region: 1-459 (152 amino acids)
Molecular function (GO): serine-type endopeptidase inhibitor activity
Source: RefSeq, a predicted model, not a curated record